Messenger RNA from Candidula unifasciata, 1098 nucleotides. NCBI's taxonomy places the organism in Eukaryota, Metazoa, Mollusca, Gastropoda, Stylommatophora, Geomitridae. The record is from the annotation of a GenBank genome assembly.
AUGGCUUUUUUUUCAUCAGACCUUUUCCCUAACACAUUGAGCUUUAUUGUAUUUGUUUCUUACAUGGGACUGUUUAUAAAUCAAGGUAUUUUAGUUACAGCAAGCAAAUCAGAGGAUAACAGUUACAGUUACAACACAGUUACUGUAGUAUUGCUUACAGAAGUGGCCAAACUGGUAGCAUCUAGCUUGGUGUUUAUCAAAGAUCAGUCAGUAAAACGGCUGUUUGCUGAUAUAGUCACUUAUAAAAAAGUGCUGUUUUUGUAUCUGAUCCCCGCGGUCCUGUACUGCCUGUACAACAACUUGCAGUUUGUCAACUUGUCAGCAUAUGACCCCACCACCUACUACCUGCUGCUUCAGUUCAGAGUUGUGGUCACUGGCAUCACAUUUCAGUUGGUCUUCAAAAAGAAGCUGAGCCAUAUCCAGUGGAUGUCCUUGUUACUUUUAACUGUUGGCUGCAUCAUAAAGGAAGUUAAUCAUGAUGUAUCCGGUGGCGAGACAGUCCCAGCAACUUCGACUUCUUUGUUUGAUUUUCUUGAUAUACACCUGUUUUUUAUCAUGUUGCAGGUUUUCUCAUCUUGUUUUGCUGGUGUCUACAAUGAAUUUCUACUGAAGGACACCGGUGCAGAUGUGCAUAUAAUGAUGGCCAAUGUCUUCAUGUACAUAAACUCCAUAGUGUGCAAUAUCCUGUUAUUGGCUGUUCGAGGUCAGUUAUCUGAAGCUUUCAUUUUUUCAAACAUGGAGUCCAUUAUGAAACCCAGAGUUCUGGCAAUAAUAAUCAACAAUGCAGCCAUAGGCAUUGUCACCAGUCUCUUUCUUCGCAGUCUCAACUCCAUCUUGAAGACGUUUGCCAGUGCUCUUGAACUCAUGUUCACAGCUGUUCUAUGUUGGUUCAUUUUUGGUAUUCCUGUUGAUAAAUUUACAGUGCUCGCCAUUUUCAUUGUCAGUGUUGCCACCUAUAUAUAUGCCCAGAACCCAGUUGUUAACAAAGCAAGGUCAGACAUCGAACUAGAUUUUAAAAAGAAAUUAGAAAUCAAUGGAAUAAGUACGCCUGAAACAUCAUCGCCAGGACGUAGACACAAAUUAGUUUUGUCUGUGUAG